CUCUUUUACCCUAGACUCUCUUGACCCAGAUUCCCUUGAUACCUAGGUCUCUAUGACCUAGGCCCCCUACGACCCUAGAUCCCCCAGACGCUGCCUUUUUUAUGCUCCAGGGCCCUCAAUCAUAUCUAUUUGAUACGGGAGGGUGAGAAUCUCAGUUCUCUCUUUUCAGCCCUUGGAGGUGCUCUUUGGUAUGCAAUCCUUUCAAGUGUGAUGCAGCAGCGAAUAACAUCAGAGGCAGUACAAGACGUUUUUGACGUGGCCAUCAACAUCAGCAACACCUCUUAUGUCGAUGCUCGAAAUUGGAUAUUACAGUGGCAAGGUGAUUUGGACGUCAGAAGCCUUUUGACCAGUAUGCUGGGUACGUCCGCGCUGUGGGAUGGCUCUCGAGACAAUGAAGCUGGACUGAUCAAGAAGAAGUUCGACCCUUUCUUCUUGACCUUUAUUUGCUCUGUCAAGCAUUUGAACGCGUUCUGGGAUAUGACUUUUCCUCCUUCAAAGCGACGAAAGAGCAUGGACCCUGGUUUACGUAGCCAACGCCCAGACUUCUUUGUCUGUGCUAUGCUAUCCAGUCACCAGUGCUACCUCUUCACUGUGGAGGUCAAGAAGGCUGUCCAAGGGCUUGUUAUUCAAUCGGAUCUGGAGAAACUUGCCAGCGAGAUGAAAGAUGGGAUUGACGAUCUUGCUAGCCAAAGGAUCAACAUCUCAUCUGUGAGAGUCUUUGGAAUGGUGGUUAUUGGCAUGCGGGGGGACAUUUAUAGCAUGGCGCUGGAAGCUAAUGGCCUCUACGUAAUGCGUUCUUACACGGCCGUCUUUGCUCCACGCUCACACAAGGGCUUGGGUGGCCUACCCUUGACCAUCAAUGUUUUUCUUAAUCUCAAAGCCGAUAUUGAGGAAUCAAUCCAACUCUGCUCACGCCCACUCUUGCCGGCCAUUGCCCCACAGAUCUGCAAAAGUUUUGGCACUCCAGUGAAGUACCACAUCAAGUGAAACCGAUGUUGGUGCCUCUUCCUAUCUCUCAAGUAGCAACGUGAGGAAUCCGCAGAAUAUUCUAUGAGUCGUCAGCUUGGCUGCCGCAAGCCAGCUCUGCCUAUAACUUCGUGAAUUUCGAUAACUUUAUAAUCUGUCUUCCCAACUAGACCGCACCCAUUAAUCCUUUAAGACGACAGCCAGCGGAAAGUAAAAUGGCUUUCAGCCUCGCACCCACAUUGGGCCCGAAUUCAGCCCCAGAUCGCUGCAUUGAGCUCCAUUCAAAUGGUAUAAAGGAGGAGCACGCCCUCAAAUCCUCAUAUCGCUCAUUACACAUUCUGCCUUCAUACGCUAUAAAUUCAAGUCGUAUCACUCUUAUCAAACAAGCCUUCCAAAUCGUCGCCAGAAUGGUAGGUUACUGCGUCAUUUUGUCUCUUCUUUGGUCCUCUGUAUAUGACAGUUUUUGUACCUGACACGCGUUUCCUCUGCUUUCGUGUGCAG
This is a messenger RNA of Gamsiella multidivaricata, 1467 nucleotides long. RefSeq lists its product as uncharacterized. Lineage: Eukaryota; Fungi; Mortierellomycota; Mortierellomycetes; Mortierellales; Mortierellaceae. The transcript has 3 exons. The record is from RefSeq and is a predicted model, not a curated record. The coding region runs from base 211 to 987 and encodes 258 amino acids.